Strongylus vulgaris is the source of this 185-nucleotide messenger RNA. Lineage: Eukaryota; Metazoa; Nematoda; Chromadorea; Rhabditida; Strongylidae. The record is from the annotation of a GenBank genome assembly.
AUGUUAUGGCUGCUCGGUCGCGAUCGACCAAUAGGACUGCCUGCAGUGAACAAAAGGGGCUACGCGGGACUAGCUUCUAUUGCGCGAAAGGUCGACGUUAGUGGAAUGCGCCAGUUCAAUGAGAACAAAGAAUUCCUGGAGCCAAACCUGAAACGAAAGGAUCCUGUUAUUUCGACAAGUUAGAA